Molecule: messenger RNA, 1722 nt
Organism: Colletotrichum destructivum
Lineage: Eukaryota; Fungi; Ascomycota; Sordariomycetes; Glomerellales; Glomerellaceae
Product: Putative RNA recognition motif domain, nucleotide-binding alpha-beta plait domain superfamily
Exons: 4
Coding region: 132-1031 (299 amino acids)
Cellular component (GO): cytoplasm; eukaryotic translation initiation factor 3 complex
Molecular function (GO): RNA binding; translation initiation factor activity
Source: RefSeq, a predicted model, not a curated record
UCCUCGUCAAGGACCCCACCACGAACUUGACCAUCGCGACAACCCGCUUCGAAACAGCAAACCUCUGACCGAUACGACCGAUUUCGAGCCCGGAUCCGAUUGUCACGUACGCGAGAAUAGCAUCUGUCAUCAUGGCUACGCCCAAGACCAAGCAUGACUGGGCCGACGACGAAGACGUCGAGGAGACAUCGACCGAGCUUCCCGCGCCCCAAACCAUCAGCAACAAGGACGGCACCAAGACCAUCAUCACCUUCCGCUACAAUGACCAGGGCAAGAAGGUCAAGAUGACCCGCCGCAUCCGCUACACGACGCACACGGAGAAGGUGAACCCCCGCGUCGCCGAGCGCAAGACGUGGUCCAAGUUCGGCCUCAGCGCCAAGGACCCCGCGGGUCCGGCCCCGGACACGACCUCAGUCGGCGAGAACAUCAUCUUCCGCCCUAGCACGAACUGGCGCAAGGACGAGAAGGAGCAGGGCGAGGACGCCGGCGCCCAGGCCCUCAAGGACAAGCUCAAGGACAAGCAGGUCAAGUGUCGUAUCUGCAACGGCGAGCAUUUCACUGCCCGCUGUCCCUACAAGGACACCAUGGCGCCCGUCGGCGGAGACGCCGCCGAUGUCGCCGCGGGCAUGCCCGACGAGCCGGGUGCGGGCGGCGCCGCGGCGGCCGGUGGCCCUGGCGUUAAGAAGGGCAGUUACGUCCCGCCAGCGCUCAGAGCGGGCGCGGCCGGCGGUGCGGCUGCGGGAGACAGGAUGGGCGGCAGCAAGUACGGCGAGCGGGACGACCUCGCAACGCUGCGUGUCACCAACGUUUCGGAGAUGGCGGAGGAGCAGGAGCUCCGCGACAUGUUCGAGCGCUUCGGCCGCGUCACACGCGUCUUCCUUGCCAAGGACAGGGAGACGGGUCUGGCCAAGGGCUUCGCAUUCAUCAGCUUCGCGGACCGAGGCGAUGCCGUCAAGGCCGCCGCCAAGAUGGACGGUUUCGGUUUCAAGCACUUGAUCUUGAGAGUCGAGUUCGCCAAGAAGGCGGCCUAAGCUGGGAAGCACGUGGUAUUGGGGGUGGUGGUAGAGGUGGUGGUUGCACGGUAACGACGACGGUUCUUUUGAUGCGACUACUGGAGAUACGGCUACGGCAACGGUACAAAAAUUGGCAUCCUAGGGGUACGGUAGUUUAUCUCUUUUUCUCUCCCCCUCUCUCGGGAAUGCAAAGUCAUGAUCUUACGGGAAACUAGACGGUACGCUUGAAAGGGGUUUGUGGGGUGUCGGCGAUGGCUUGGUCGAAGCAGGUCGAGUGCGACGCGUUAGGCCUCCUGAAGAAGCAGACGGGUCUGCAGAGUUUUCAACGUCCUUCUGGUAUCUCUGAUAAAUCUCCCCGGCCUGACUCCUAUUCCGCCCCGCUCUCCCAGUCAAAUCGACGAGUACCAACAGAUAUACAAAGGAAACAAUGGCGAGUUCAUCGGAAAGGCGUACGACAGACGAGCGAGACCUCGACAACACGCCGAACGAAAGAGACCCAAACAUGUCGGCCGGAAAUCGUCUUUCCCAGUGGCUGCUGCAUACGUGCGGUGUGUAUUAUGAGGGGAGUCGGUCUAUAUAUGUUGGCUCCGUCAUCAUUAUGUCGUCCAAGGCCGUGAUAGAUGGGUUUUGUUGUUUCGAGAACAACUACCGAAAGUGUACAGAGACGCAAAGGAAAAAUAGGAAAUAGUAAGGAGCUGAGUAAUGUAAU